Macrobrachium nipponense is the source of this 9310-nucleotide messenger RNA. RefSeq lists its product as uncharacterized. Gene Ontology annotation, molecular function: protein binding. Bases 292 to 6399 code for a protein of 2035 amino acids. Gene Ontology annotation, biological process: chemical synaptic transmission. The transcript is spliced from 23 exons. The record is from RefSeq and is a predicted model, not a curated record. Gene Ontology annotation, cellular component: cytoplasm; plasma membrane; dendritic spine. Lineage: Eukaryota; Metazoa; Arthropoda; Malacostraca; Decapoda; Palaemonidae.
CUCCUGGCCAGUCAGUGUUGUCGGCACGGCCAAACUCCCAUGGUGUGUUGUGGUGAACGUAGCCUCAAAUAAUAAUAAAAAAAAAAGGAGCUAGAUAAUAACCCCACUAGUGAUUCUUGCUUUUUUCCCUAAGGUGUGUUUUUUUCUGUGUUUUUUGUCACUACUGGAUAAAAUCUCUGGCAUCCGAAGACAACUGCCUGGAUUUACCACUGUCUUUGGGAGAGGCUAAUCGACAGGAAGUUCUCGCUCAGCAACAUGGUUUGCGUGUGAUGGUGUGUGAGGAGGUGCGUCAUGGGGGAGCCGCUGGAGGCAGUGGAGGGGUCGGACUCGGAGAUCAGUCGUCUGUUCCCCAAGUGCCGGCCACGCUCUGCCAACCACACGCCCACCACAACGCCCAUUGAUACCAGGCGCUCUGACCUCAACCUUAAUUGUGUCCUAGACUCAGACGACAACGAGAACUACGAUACUGAGCAUACCACUGGUGAUAUUCCGAGAAUCUACGAUAACUCAAAGCUGAGUCGCGAUAGUGGUAGCAGUGGCCGCAUGUCUGUGGACAGUGGUUCAGGUUCUCGAUCAGGUUCUACUCCAGGCUCUCGGUCAGGCUCGACGCCGGGAUCCCACUCAGAGUCUAUCAAGAUGGAGCGAAGUGCAGAGGACGUUGAUAUGGACAUGGACGUUUCUGUCGUGAGUGCUUAUGACGAUUAUGAUGAAAGGUACAUGAGGUCCUCUGUGUUAGACUCCUCUUAUGAAGAAGCUCCUCCUCCGCCUCCUGCCAGUCGUACUCAGGCACCGAGGAGAGAGCAUUUCCGUCUGAGAGACUCUCGGAUAGAAAUCGCAGGUGGGCGUGAGGUGUUUAGUCAUAGUCGAUCACGUCCGGCAAGACGUAGGCACGACGAGUCACAAAGGAGAGGAGGUCAGCAAUCACAUAGGCAACAGUAUCAACAAGACAAGCAGCAGCAACAGGAGCAGCAGUGGCCAGAGUCUCCUGGUGAUAGCGAAGGACAUGGACGCAGUUCUUCUGUAGUAGAAUCUCCUCUAGUAUAUGAAACUCGUCUUGCUGGGUCUUCAGAAGUGGUAUUUGAUGACAUUGGAGAAUGGGUAGCUCGAGGCCUCACAGUUCGUGCCCUUGAUGAUCGCCCUGGUUCUCCUUCUUCCCCUACAGCUGACAGGCAAGGUGAUCAUGCUGAACUUGGGGAUCAAGGUUAUUUAGCAGCUUAUGAAAGGUCAACAUCACCUUCAGACUCAGAUUCUACCCAAGGAUCACCACAAAAGGUCACAAAGAUAGGCAACGUACCAAUAGCCGAGUAUGAAGGUUCACCUCGACGUUAUGGUCCUCGUCCCUCACCUAGAACACACAGUCCUAGGGGCAAUCAUCAUGGGCCUCCUCCAAGACCUCCUCGACCUGGGUUCCCUCGAAGGGUUUUAGCAGAAGAUGAAGUUGCAAGAGAAGCAACCAAAGAACCGUUGCCAUCCGGUGAGGGAACUGCUGCAGCCCAACUUGGGCCUGAUGAAGAAGAGGCAGUGGCUCCCCUUGAAGAUACCACUAGUGAUCCUCCCCCACCAGAUUCGUGUUCUGAAGCUGAAAGUGUAUCGCCUGCUCCGCCCGUUAUAGCCAUAUCUACCCUUACGUCUUCUUACUCUAAUCAAACCUCAGAACCUGAACCUAAUGCUGUAGACUCUGAUAUGUAUGACUAUUCUUAUGAAAUGUCAGAAACUAGGAAAGUUUUAGAAGAGUUUUUCAAAGAACAAGGUGGCCGUGAAGAUGAGUUCCUUGAUUUAGAAUAUCACCUUAAGCGGCAACAAGGUAAUAGUUAUGUAGGGCUGCGCUUAGCAGCAGAGCAUAGUGAAGGUCAAGCUGUUGCUGAGGGUAAUGGUCAACAGCUUGAUCAAGGUGUCAGUAACAGUGAUUUAGACCCCAAUAAAAAUGAUCCAGAACAAAACAGUGGUACUGAUAAUGCAAAUGAUAGUUCAGAUCAACACAUUAAUGUUUCAGAGCAGCAGUGUAGAUCAUCCGAACAGCAACACGUCAAUGGAAGUCCCCCGGCAGUCAACGCAGACCAUGAAUCGGAACACAACACGUCCAAUUAUGAGGUAAGCACUUCAUCACCACUCCUUCACAACUACCAGCACGAUCUGUCCUAUGAAGCACAGCAGGAAACGGCACAAGAUCACACUUUAGAAAUAAUGAGUAACUGCAGUAAUGAUAGUAUUAGCAGCACUAAUAGUGGGGUAGGAGGUACCCAAGAAAAUCUCCAAGAUGAUGUAUCCGAGAAUUUACAAGACUUUAACGAAAACAACGGUUUAUAUGACAAGCUAAAUGAGGUGGUAGCUGCUGCAUUAAGUCGUGAAAACUUCACGGACAACAGGUCUGUGGAGGACCACCCAAGCUCCAGGUCAUGUCCUGAGGACCUUCCUAGCCAGGAUGAUCCAGGUAUCCUUGAUAUAUCUACUGAAGGGGAUCAUGACACUGCUUCCACCAACCCUGAAACAGAAGACCUUCCUGAUACUGAAGUGGGACUCCAGCAAGUGGGACAUUCCCGUAACUUCACCCUUUCACCUGAGACAACAUCAUGCGAUUCUGGAGAGGUGGAGAGUGAGUGUUCAGGGAUGGAUCCUGAGGGCUCCAUCCAUUCUUCGUCUCGGGGCCUGUGUACAGCAAUGCCUGUCUUGGAGGAUGGCCUGUCUUCAGGCGAUGAAAGUGGCAUGGGAGAACCAGAUGAGGAGGAAACUAAAGAUGUCAUAUAUGAAGAGACAUCAGAAGUGUAUCAACAGCAGCAGCAGCAGCAACAGCAACAGUCACCACAGCAGCAGCAACAACAGCAAGAGCAGCAAGCACUACAGCAGCAGCAACAGCGCCCCAUGGUGCGGUCUCUGGACGAUCAGUUGUGCAGGGGUGAGCUGCCACCCCCCAAUCCUCUCCCAAUGCUCAACUCUCAUAAUUCCCCUCUUCCUAAUGCUGCCAGUUCCCCCCAUGCUAAAGUCCGGUCACGGAAUUCUCCUCAUACUAAUAAUACACAGUCUCCCUCCUCUUCAACCCUCACACUCAUGAAGAAGCAGAUUACGGAGAUUGAGAGGGAGAUAGCCCUAAGGAGACCAGAGGGUGGUCCCAGGAGGUGUGGGCUGGAUGGAGAUGGACCUCAGCCCCACCUGGACCUACACCUUCUAGAUCCUCUUAAUGAAAAGGUAGCUGAGCCACCACCGCCUCCUGCACCGCACCCGCAUAGAGGAGCUUCUUCUGGGAAAUCCCAGGUUGUAGAAAAUGGAAGCUCUUCUUCAACCCCUAAUCAGAUGCCAACCACUGCUGUGUCCCCCACCCAUGUUCUUGGCCACCUGCACUCCCCUCAAUACACACCAGUUUCAGGUCCAAGCACAGGUCCUCAUUUAUUAAGUGCUAUGGGAUCAUUAACUAGUCCUGUACAGCACAAGGUUGCACCACAUAUGGUACCAGGCCACCCAGCAUCACAUGAUAUUUUACAUAAUCCAGGUGGAGGAGUAAGCCAAAGCCGAGAAAGUGUUGAAGCAGCCAUAGCAGAUAUCAAACAAGCCAUAAGGAGAACCAAAAAUUUACCCAUAAAAUCCCAUCCACAAGAUAGGUCACCUAUCAAUGACAAAGCUCCAGUUUGGAUACCAAGGAACAACAGCAGUCGACGCGAGACUCAGCCACCACCGCUGCAAGUACAGCAGCAGGGUCAGCAGCCCGCAAGUGGUCAGCAGUCACAGCCGCAGUCGCCACAGACCCCGCAACAGCAGCAGCAGCAGCAGCAGCAACAGCAGGCAGCAGAACAGCAACAGCUGGAAGCAGCUGUAGCCGAGGCCACAAGGAGUCCCGAACACGUGCCUCAUGAAGAUGGUGAGUGGCGACGGCGACCCCUUCAUGCCCAUCAAGACGAUGGCGACACGGAUCAGGAGACAGACCGGCUGCUGGGUCAACAGAGGUCAGAUGACCCUGGCUUCUACGACGAGAAGGGUUGGCGGCGACCGAAAACCCGAACUGUCUUGCCCAGGGCAGCCAACCACAAGGCGAAUGGGGGCGGGGCCACAAGCAACGGCUCCACCCCCUCCACGCCCAGUGGUCAGAGUCACCAAGUUUCAGCCAAUCAGACGCCUUCAUCGCCCCCGGACAUGGCGACUACCAAUAAGAAUAAGAAUAAAAAGGAGAAGGAGACGAACAAAAAGAAAGGUCGUUCAAAAGAAGUGAUGAUCCAUGAACCUGCAGUGCUGAUUGAGGGUGUCCUGUUUCGAGCAAGAUAUUUGGGCUCAACACAGCUUGUCUCUGAGGGGCAGCCCACCAAAACCACGAGAAUGAUGCAGGCUGAGGAGGCUGUCUCUCGUAUCAAGGAUGCAGAUGAUGAUAAGGAAGCGCUGACGGAAAGUCAUGAUCCGGUCCCAUCCCCAGUGCCCCCAUACUCCCCAAGCCCCCAGCAUUCACCUGUUUCCCAGAGUUCUCCUGGCAGUCAUAUUCAGAAUGAUUCUAAUACAUCUAGAGAGUAUGCUAUCCCUGUAGGAAUAUCCACCAGGGAACAUAGCUGCUCACGAAAUUCAGAUUCUCCUCGAACAAAGACAACUAAGUCUCUUUCAUCUCCAAAAUCAAAUGAAAACUUCCAUGUGACUCCUCACAUCAUACAUUCUCCUUUAAGAGGGCAUAGAUAUCCACAGUCACCCCCAGAGAUUCGUCAUACUGGUAAUACCACAGCUUGGAAGCCUAUACCAAAAAUGAGUACAGGAAUUUCUUCUUGUUCAGCUUGUUCUUACAUGACUGAUGUAGGUCCUGCUCAUUCUAUAGUAGCUCCAUUACCUCCUGGUGUUUUAGAAGAGCCUAUUGAAACAGAAAAUACUGCAUUGUUGGCUCUUUCUGAGACAAGAGAAGCUAUGAAUGUCACAGUUGGUGAAGAAGAAUAUGAAGAAGCAGAGGAAGGUGAGGAUGAAGAUGAAGAUGAUGGUGAUCAUGAAGUUGAGGAAGAGGAGGAAGUUGAGGAAGAAGAAGAGGAGGAGGAGGAGGAAGAGGAGGAAGAUGAAGAAGAAGCAAGAGAAACUGAUAAGUUACAAAUACAGAAAGUGUUAAGAUCAGAAGAUGGUGCUGAAGAGGCAGAUGGAAAUCUUAGUACUGAUAGCGAAGAUCAGUGCAUAGAAGUAUUAACAGUUGUACCAGGAGCCAGUGGAGCAGCACCAGAAGAAACCGAGGAGGGAUUAGAUGUGGAGGGUGGAGGAGGAGGGAGCCUGGAGUGGGUUUCGGAGGAGAGUGGGGGUCCUGGGUUGGGACCGGCUGGCACAGUUUUCCACCUGCGUCUGGUGGGGUCAGUUGAUGUUGCAGAAGAGUCAGGUAAAGCUACAACACGCAAGACUACUACGUGCAAGAGACCCAAGAAGGAUAUGGUCAUGGAAGCUGUGGCUCAUUUAAAGGCUCCAGAUGGGGAAACGCAGCCUAGUACAGAAGUGGAUCUUUUUAUCUCCACUGAAAAGAUAAUGGUGCUCAACACAGACCUAAAAGAAAUAAUGAUGGAUCAUGCAUUGCGCACCAUAUCCUAUAUUGCUGAUAUUGGUGACUUGGUUGUGCUGAUGGCACGGAGAAGAGUCCUACCUACUGAUGAUACUGGUAAUAACAUACAAAAAACACCGAAGAUGAUUUGCCAUGUAUUUGAAAGUGAUGAGGCACAGUUUAUUGCACAGAGUAUUGGACAAGCAUUUCAGGUGGCGUAUCUAGAAUUUUUAAAAGCAAAUGGUAUUGAAGAUCAUAGUUUUGUUAAAGAAAUGGAUUAUCAGGAAGUUCUUAAUUCCCAAGAAAUAUUUGGUGAUGAACUUCAAAUGUUUGCUAAGAAAGAGUUGCAAAAGGAGGAGCUAUAUAUCUCAAAGACGGUUGUAGUACCAAAGAUGAAGAGCGAAAUCCUAGGCGUGGUAGUUGUGGAAUCAGGGUGGGGCUCAAUGGUUCCAACUGUAGUUAUAGCUAAUCUUUCUCCAACGGGAGCGGCAGCCAAGUGUGGACAGCUCAACAUUGGUGACCAAAUAAUUGCAAUAAAUGGUGUGUCAUUAGUUGGUCUGCCACUUUCUACAUGCCAGAAUUAUAUAAAGAAUACUAAAUAUAAUACUGCAGUCAAACUUACAGUAGUUCCUUGUCCACCAGUUGUUGAAGUGAAGAUAAGAAGACCAGAUACAAAAUAUCAACUAGGUUUCUCUGUACAAAAUGGUGUUAUAUGUAGUUUAUUAAGAGGAGGAAUUGCUGAACGAGGAGGAGUUCGAGUUGGUCACCGAAUCAUUGAUAUAAAUAGUCAGUCUGUUGUUGCAGUUCCUCAUGAAAAAAUUGUUAACCUUUUAGCAACUUCUGUUGGCGAGAUUCGAAUGAAGACUAUGCCUACUUCAAUUUUCCGCCUUUUAACUGGUCAAGAAACUCCUCAGUAUAUAUAGUGCUUCUUCUUUGAAGAGUUAAAUUCCUACUUAUUGCAACAAAUCAUGUCAUUUUAUUUUUAACUUAGCAUAUCUUUAUCAGUUGACAUAUAAUUGGAAAGCUGAUCAGAUUGUACAGUUUUUAAAACAUUGAUUUUAAACAGUAAUGGUAUGGUAUGUCUCUUUACAUAUUUAUUUUGAUGUGUAUAUACCAUUUUGUAAAGGAAAUGGUUUGAGUCAAAAGUAAGGUUUUAUCAUAAAUAUAUUGACCAACAUAUUUAUUAUGUCAGUGACAUAAGCAGGUCAUAAAUUAUUGCCUUAAAGAUAUUUAAACUACUUUGCAUUGAUUCAAUUAGUGGCACUGGAAAAGCUAUCUUGCUUUCAAAAUUAUAGCAUCAGUGGAAAGUUAAUAGCCUGCUGUUUAACUAACCACAAUGCCUGAAAUACAAUUAAAUAUAAAUGUAACUAUAAAAACUUGUUUUGUUUGGUAAAAGAGUAAUUUUACCAUGUGGGUACACUUACAAUGAAGGAGUCAAGUAAAGUAGCUUUUCUGCUACUCCUUGUGUAAUGAAUUAUUAUUCAAGCUUUCUGGCUGUGCUUUGACUACAUAGCAAUGAGAAAAAGGCAUGAUCUUUUCCAUAAAAUGUGAUUUCAGUGUGUAACUGGUUUUCCACUUGCAUAGACUAGAUAAUGUAUAAUUGAAAUGCCUUCAAUUGAACUAAUACAGUAUCACUGCUAGUUAGGCGUAGUAACUACAAUGUUUAUGGUACCCUUCAUUUAAGCCUAUGGGUGUUAAUAUGUUGAAUUUGAUGAAUAGCUGGAUCACAAAAGAGAAAACACGAACUUUGAACAUAACGUGAUCUGAGUUGCAACCCUCAGUACAGUACCAGUGUUAUACCAAAUAACAGGAACAAUUUCUUUUUCACAUGAAUUAUCACUACUAGUGAUGGUUUACAUAAUAAAAAAGAAAUUAAAUUUCGUAAAGUUCAUUAUAUAAGAAAAUAUGUAUAUGGUGAACUUCAUGGAUAUUCUAAAAUAUUUGGUUAUCCAGUUCUUGAUAAUCCUCAUUGAAUGAAAGUUUUUCAGUCACUGCACAAGUAUCCUUAGUUCAAAGUGUUUUUUAUUUCAAUCCAGGGAAAACUCAGUGAACUGGCAGAGUAGUUGUAUCAACUUUUAUUUUAUUUUUUUUGUGUAGUUGUACAUCAUAGGGAGAUGAUGCAGCCAGUUUUUUUAUUUAUUAAAAGGUAAUGAAAAGUUAACAGAAAAUGCAACUUAAUUUUAGAGGAGCAUAUCAUAAAACUCUAUAUAUAUUAAACUUUUGCAAUUCUUAUGAACUCAUUUGCCAUGAGCUCAUCAUUAUAGAAGAGUUCAGUGGACCUUUGGAAGACUUACAGUAUUGCUGUUAUAAUUCUAAUGUAUGUUGGUUUUUUAACUAUAGUUGAGUCACUUAAUUUUUUUAGUUUAGUGCUUUUCUGACUGCAGUCCUUUUUUUUUCAAUGCUGCCCAUAAAAAGGGCUAUAGCUUGGGUUUUGUUUAUACAUUUCAUUUAAUAUUUCCUAAUUACUGAUAGCAGUUUCAAAUAAGGAAUGCAUUUUAGCAAUUCACAGAAAGAUUCUUAAAAACAUGAGAGCUAUGACAGUAAGGAAAGAGUUUUUCCAUUAGUCCACAGCGUUGAGUAAUGUUUUGCCUUUGUGCCUGAUAUGGAAGAGCAGGUUGACUGUACAGUGUACAUGUGAGUCUCGUAACAAUAAAUUUGUGAUGGUAGGGAAACCUCUGUACAGUAUAAAUAUAUAUAUAUGAAUAUAGUACUAUCAGGUUUGUCUUAUUUUUUAUUAUACAAUAAAUAGAUAAGACAUGAGUAGCCUUACCCAUGUUCAAUAUUUAUAAUGUCCAUAUUGUGUUAUUUAUGUAUUUUUCCUCUUAAUUACUCUUGAACAUCUUCUUGCAUCAUGUGUGCACAAGCUGUCAGGUGAAGUACUGUACUAACAUACCUAUUGCUCUCUAUAACCUGAUAACAUUCUGAUUUUCUUUUGCGAGCAUCAUCACUCUCCGUAGUGGAGGAUUCCUCUGCUUGCUUCAUUAUAUGUCACUAGGCCACAUAAUUUAAGAUGACUUUGGUAUACUAUAUCAUGGAUGGAAAAAUGCAGUAAAAAUGCUUCUUCCUUUCCAAGAAAAAUCAACAUAAAAGCAUCAGGUAAAUUUUCUGUAAACAUAACUAUAAAAUAAUGAAUGAUGGCUGAGUGUAAAAAAAUAAAUGGCAGCAGCAUUAGUAAUGUAAUAAAGAUUUGUCAGCUCAUAUUUGCAACUGUUAGUUUGAUCAUUAUGUGCUACCCAGUUUAAAUCUACUCUCUAAUGCCUAACAGAAAUAUAUGCUGGUAUAUUGGAAUCCUACAUCUACUCUAUCAACAGUGAAAAUCACUUGUAUAUCAAAUGGAAAGUGUGUCUUAUAGGUAUGCAAGAUAGUGUGUAAGGUCAAGUACAACUUGACUGAAUGAACCCCCAAAUGACAAAUGCUGAUUUUGGAUGGUUCAUUAUAAAAAGUAUUCUUCAAAAUGAUUCACUGCUUUAAAACUACAGUAUUUUAGAAAUAACUUCAUAUUUGCUUGCCUUACACCCUUUCUUCCUAGAAAAAACUAAAUGGUGCAUUUAAAAAAUCACCAUACAGUAAAAGAAAAUCACUGUUUUAUGGGAGAGGGAAUUAGCUGCUCGAACAAAAAAUAUGAAUAAAAACAUUCCAAGAUAAUAGACUAAACCUUUUCCUUGGAUUGGAUUAACUGUGUGGCGAUUUGCUGGUGUAACCUGUUUCAACAUGAAAAACCAAAGUUUGCGAUCAGAUAUACAUUAAGGAAACUAUUGUGAUGUCACCACGUUGUGUGCCAUAUGUAAUGAAGUCUGUUCUGCCAGUCAGUUCUUAAUAAAAUGGUUGUUAAAC